This is a messenger RNA of Dermacentor andersoni, 4490 nucleotides long. The record is from RefSeq and is a predicted model, not a curated record. Lineage: Eukaryota; Metazoa; Arthropoda; Arachnida; Ixodida; Ixodidae.
AUGCAACGCAAGGAACGCAGCUUCCAGGAGUGCCUCGAGUUCCUUCUGCCCGUCUACCUACUGCCUUUCAUUUUCGGCGACAAGGAGGGCACCUGCAUCUACUGCGUCCUGCUGACGGUGCUUGGCCUCACGGGCCGCCUGCUUCCGCCGGCCGUAGCCGCCAUGCUGCCCAUCGUCAUCCUGUCCGUCGGCGACAUAUAUAGCGCAGAACGGCUGGCCGCUGAGUACAUGGGUCCCCGCGUGCUGACGGCCAGCCUGCUGUUCGCCAUCGCCUUCCUGGGCGACGAGACGACCGUGUUCCUGCGGCUGUCCCUGCACGCGCUGCGACGCUACGCCCUGCGCAUGCAGCCGCUCUUCCUCUACAUGCACCUGCUGGUGUUCGCGCUCGGCCUGCUGCUGCCCAGCGCCCUGGUCGUGGUGUUCAGCACCGUGUUCAUCGACCGGUUCGUCACCACCGUGCACAACGAGAUCACCGCGGACCAGCGCAGCAGCGUGGUGCGCAUCCAGACGGCCAGCUCGUCGCUCAACUACCUCGACGAAGGCCGGCGCCCCCGCUGGGCCGGCCUGGGUCGCAGGGGCAGCGCCCCGGGCCGGAGGCCCCGGAGCGUGUCCAUGGUGAGCGAGAUGACCCUCGCCAGCGACGCGUCCGCCAGCAGCUCCUUGGUCAGGCAGUACAGGUUGCACCCGCCGGCUCUGUUCCCCGAGCAGCCGUCGGUGGCGACGCCCAGCGGAGACGAGAAGCGUCGCCGACUGAAGUUAGAAGAACGCCGUCUCUGCGUUUACGGGACGCCGGCAAGCACGACGUCGCGUCGCGUAUAUAUACCCGCGCAGAGAAUACCUCGCAAGACCUCGUUCGGCACCUUCGAGCGGGCCGCGCCGCACGACCCGCAGUGGCCGCACCACCUGCCCGUGCGGCACAUCCGCUCCUUCAGCGCGUGCCCCAAGCCCCCGUCGUCCAUCCUGAAGCGCAGCCCCGCCGUGCCUCCGCCGACGCCCCUAGCGUCGGCGACCCCGUGCCCGCAGUCCUCGCCGUUGCCGUCGCCGUGCGCAGCCAUCGCGGGCAAGGAGGACCGCAGGGCCGCUCUCUUCGCGGAGCCGCCCUCGACGUCACCGUCGGCACGGUCACCGUCGCCCAGCAGCGACGAGAUCUUGCAGGAAGGCCCCAUCGACACCCCCGGUAGCCCUGGGUCGAUCGUGUACACGCCACUGUCGUCCACGCUUUCCCCGCCGGCGACUCCGCCCAGGGCACCGCUUUGCAGUGUGGCGACUUCCCCGGAAGCGGUGCUGGACGCCUGCCGUGCCCACGAGUGCAACGCCACCGCGGCGGUGACGCCUUCGCGUCAGCAGAGCUGCACCAACGCGGCCGCGCUAGUGGCCGGAAUGUCGUCGUCCAAGGGCUUAAAAGGACGCGGGGAACGUUCGCCAUCGCCUAGGAGGACCCGGGCGAAAAUUGCCGCCGCCAGGCGGAGCCAGGGUCAAGAAAUUCCAUCCCCGGAGAAGACGGCCGAGGACAACCUGGAGGCGCGAAACAGGCGUCAAACGUUAUCUGCCAGCAGCGUGCGACAGCCAGAUCAACCAGCUCGAGAGACCCUCGAAAUGAAGGCUGACGCCCGAACCAAUUCACUGCGAACGCCAAAGCCGAAUGUAAAGACGGUGCCCGACCCAAAGAUUCAGCCCGAAUUCGAGCCGGUGGCACCACCGAAAUCUGUGGUGAAGCUCGACACGAAGUCGGAGGAGCCAAGGCCCGAGUGCAGAGUGGACCAGGAACUGGAACCACGGGCGGUGGAAGUACGCGGGGUUCUCAAGAAGAUCAAUCCGUCCCUACAGCCAAGCGCCGCAAGCCGCAGUGGCAGCGUCCCUUACGGAAGGUUGCUGUCGCCGUCCGAGAACGACGAUAACGGUCACAUAGCGCAGUGUCCGCUCCCAACGACAGACCUCACCGGAUUAGAGCAGCAGACGUCGUCUCUGCGCGUGCGAGCCCUGACAUCGGCUGCGCGUCCAGCGUUCAUUGCCGGCGCUGCCUACGCUGCCAUCUUCGGGAACCUCGCCAGCUUCAGCACACUGCCGACGCGGGGCACCGUGCUCGUCACCCUCGGCUGCAGCGACGACGACUGUCCGGUGAAUUGGUGGAGGUGGCUGGCCGUGUCGUUGCCCGUGGCCGUGAUCUGCUGCAUCAUUUCCUGGACCUUCAUCUACUGCGCCAGCCUCGUCAGCUGCGAUGACGAGAUUGACGAGCAAACGCACGAAGACAUGUCGAAGUGUGCCCGGGCCCGGCAGCUCAACAUGAAGAAGCACACCAUGCGAGAGGCUCUCUUGUUCUACUGGCUCAUCGGGAUCCCGGUUGUCUCCAGCGCUUACGCCACUAGUCAUCCCGGAGGGUACGCGGAAGGGCCCUUUCUGGGUCUCACGCUGUUGGUGCUGAGCGUCGCUCCCGGCUCGACGUGGCGCCGGUGCUGGUCGCUUCGCCUGCUGUGCUGGCGCAACCUGUGCUCUCGCAUGCCCUGGAACGUGAUCCUCACGCUGGGCUCCGUCAUGGCGCUCGCCAAGACCGUCGAGGAAUACCGGCUGGUCGAGGCGGGUCUGGCGAAGCUGGACGAUCAGUUCUGGACGCAGCGGUCCACCAAGGCCAGCCAGUUCAUCCUGGUGAGCGUGGCAGCCGUUCUCUCCGAACUUGUGGUCGGUGACUCGCUCGCAAGAUCCAUGGCGGCCACGGUGGUCAGAGUGGCGGUGGUGACGGAGACCCCAGUGUCCUUCUACGUGGUACCGGUGAGCCUGGCGGCCUCCAUUAAUGUGAUGCUGCCAGUAUCACUGCCGCUGCUGAUCAUGCGUGAAUACCUGCAGACCAAGUGUGCGCAGAUGGUGGCCUAUGGCGUGUUCCUCAAGUGCGCCGCCGUGGUAGUCAUAUUCAUCUCGAUGAACACGGUCGGCCUUAUCCUCUUCCAAGGCGAUCCGCCGGCGAGAACACCAGCCAUGUUUGCACUGCACAACGCCAGCGACGUUGAGGCGACAACUAUGUGACGCCGUGCUUAGCGUUAUUUGUGAAACGCAAACCUUCGAAGCUCGUUCGUUCUAUUUUUCAUCGUACGUCGUUGAGUGUCCAGUGUUUUUUUCCUUAGAGGACCUGUCACGCCUGAAAGGUGUCGAGCGUGCGCGAAAUUUUUGUGUAUUUGUUCGAUCCGCCACGCCACCUUUCUUUUUUUCUUUUUUUUCUUUCGCUUUUUGAUGUAACUUCGUUACUGUCCGCUUUUGAGCUGAUUGCUGCCAGCUAGUGACAGUAAUCCAAUGUUCAAAGAGCACGUCUGCAACCACAGAAUAUGGUUCUAGCUAUCUCUCUUUAAUUUGUUGCUGCACAUUACAGUGCAUGUUUAACAGUGCAUGUUCUUGCUGAACGGUUUGCCGCGUGCACUGCGAAUUGCGCAAGAUGACAAGCAUCGCCAUACUGUAAUCGGCUUCAGUUACAGAAUAACUCAAACCAAUUUCUUCCUUCAUUUUUUCUUCGAUCUCGUGACUACUUUAGCCUUGCUAUAACGCCUGACGCACAGAAUGUCGUCACGGUGUGUUUCUUAUUUUUCUAUAGACGGAAUGCCCGAAAACGUUUCGUGUUUCUUCUCUGCACGCAAAUGUUCAGAAGCACUGGCGUCUGUGAUUUCCGGACCUCCUAUGUUUAUUGCGUGUGUGCUCGUUUUUUUUUUUUUUGCUUCUUCCGGAAAAUACCUAGAACUGCUUCACGAAGAUUCUAGUAACAAACCAAGAACUGGACCUAUGAGGACUCUAGUAUACUACUUGUCUCUAUAUGCAUGCGCUGUGUGGUUCGAGAGCCAUGUCUAUGGCGUUGUGGUGCAUGGGUGACAUGCGCGCGAGCAUUGCACAUUUGCCUAAACAAUCUGGCGGCUGGUGAGCAGCAGUUGGUGAGCACAGAAUUUCUCCAACUGAUCAUUUGAGACAUUAAAAAGAAAGUGUGGUUCAUAAAGUGCCGCUUUACAAGUGUUCUUUUUCGUUUUAUUUUAACUCUAUCCGAUGUCGUCGUGCUAAAAAAAAUCCCUUUUGGGUCUUGAAUCCGAGACUUCUUGAGCUGAAUUCGCAAAGCCCUGCCGUCGGCCGCCCGCCUACACGAAUCACAGCUUCAGACGCCGGGGUAGGUAACCACUGCCUGUGACCGACCAUCGUCGCUCACGGCCUCCUUAUCGCGCCGAUCUCUAUCUCGACGUGGCAGGUGCCCGUACUUCGAACCGUGCCCUCCGAAAUCGCACGCUCUGUGCGAACGCGAUGCCGACUAAAGCCAUGUUCGAACUUACGCUCACAUACUGCAACAAUAUCACGCGCUCUUUACGCUUCUAAAAGGAGCGCCGAAGAUCAGUGACGCAGCCAGAAAUUCCGUUCGGGAGGGGGCUCACGUUGCAGUUCAGCCUCCUUUAGACAAUUUGUCGUAUGAUCAAGUACGUGAAUAAUAACUGCAUUGCCAUUGCCAAAGAUGCGGCAAACGAAUUCUU